AUGACUUCGGAUGGAGAUUUGUCUAGCGCAGAAGACAGGGUGAUGUCAGGCCCUGCUCCAGAUUCAACAAGCAAGAGUUCUAAGCCGCGCACGAAGCCUACAGCGUGUCGCAGAUGCCAUUCGCGUAAGGUGAGGUGCUCAGGCGGGCAGCCCUGCGAAAACUGCCGUCAAGCGAGCAAGGGUGCUGAAUGCACAUACCCCCGUCGGAACCGCAUGGUGAAGGUCAGCCAAAGAUAUAUCGAUGAUCUUGUCGCCGAAAAUCAGCGACUGAAGAGUCAAAAUGUCGGAUCUCAGACCCAGGCCGACGCCAUCCUCCCAGAUAUCCCUGCAGCACCCGCAAAAGAGGUCGUCGACAAUGUCAUUGCUGUCCAGGCCCCAUCUCUGGAUCAGCGCCCGUGGUUCUUCGACAUGAACAUCCCACAUACACCCAUUCUCAUCGGCGAGGCAUCGGAUGCAGCUUUCGCUACAAGAUUCCGGCAGGCUAUUUCAACGGGAGAUCAUAGCCAUAUCCCACGCGUCAACUACGCGACCGACGAGAAGCUACUGGUCUUGUCUGACGUUGACUGCCCCUGGCCAAGCCCUGCUAGAGCUCGAUUCCUGGUUGGCGUCGCUCUGAGAUAUGUGAGCCGGUGCUACCACAUCAUCCGAAAGAGCCUCAUUCUAGAUGGGCUUGAGCAAACUCUUCAGAACCCAUCAGAGAGUGACACUCUACUUAAAAGCAAGCUAUGGGCUCUCUUUGCCAUCGGAGCCAUGUACUCCACGCGGUCGGCGACAUCCGAGAAGGAUUUCCCUGGUAUGGGGUACUUCGCCCGUGCAACAAGAGUUCUCCGCAUCGUGAGCGAGCGACCACGAAUCGAUGUAGUUGAGUUGAGGCUGCUUCUUUCAUUCUACUCUUUGGCACUGAACCGUAGGCAUACUGCCUACACCUUCGCUGGCUCAGCGACGAGGCUUGCGGUCGUUAUGGGUCUGCACCUGAACGUUCCCGAGUCUCAGCUCCGAGAUGUCGCAGCCCGUGAGCAUCGGAACAGAGUCUUCUGGACAGCUUAUACCUUCGAUCGUAUGUGGGCCGCGAAGCUGGGCCAUCCCGUCUGCAUCCAAGACCUCGAUAUCGAGGUGGACCUCCCCUCAAAUCCCCAAGUCGACCCAAGCAUCUCGGACGAUUUCGCAGACGCAUCAUACUUCAUCGCCAGCGUAAAGCUUGCCCGCGUGUUGGGCCGAAUCGUGCCCUCGAUCUACCGCAGACGCAAUCAGCAGAGCUCGCUCUCUCACCGGGUUCAAGAAGCUCUCAGCGCCCUGCGUGGCUGGGUCGAGGAGCUUCCGCCUCAGCUUCAUAUCGACCACAAGGUCAACUCGGAUCGCAUUCAAAAACCAAUCUCUUUGCAUCUCAACUUCAAUCAGUGCGCCGUGAGCGUUACGCGUCCCAUCCUACUCCACGUACUGCGCACCCACGUCGCAUCCUGGGGGACUUCUUUGACGCCGGAACCCGAGAUUCCAGCGACCGCCAUGACUUUGGCCGAAGCAUGCAUCCGCUGCGCUCGACAUUCGUGUCGAUUGCUUACUGAAUGCUGGAUUGACGGUUCCUUUGCGACGUUCGACUAUUUCUACACCCAAUAUCUCUUCUCCGCCUCAACUAUCUUGGCAAUCUCGAGCCUUCUCAAUGGGAAGGAGAGUCACAAUGAUCGAGAGCAGUUCGAGGAGGCUGCCCAAUUUCUCUCGCAACUGAGGGACAACGGCAACUUCGCCGCCGGGGAAUUCUGCCAACAUAUUGAUGCCAUGAAAGCCAUGAUGGCUGCCGCUCAUGCGCGCCGUGGUGGCUAUUCUGUCGCUGGAGACCCCUCCACCUUGCUUACCGACGCUACUGCGACCUUCGGCGAUGCUAUGAGCAUCGGGCAACCCUUCACAGCACAGAAUACUACAGCGGGGAUGGCGCUCGCUGAGCCGUCUUUGCAGGAACUUCUAGCCCAGCCGAUCUUGGACUUGCAGUUUAUUGAUGCCUCUAUCUACAACGAUGUACCACGUAAUCGCUACCAGAACUUAAACGGCACCGCCAACCUCGCACCAGCAUUCGGUGUCACAGUUGGCGCAACAGCUGAGCCCGUCGCCCCGCUCUCCGUCUCCCCUGUGGAUCCGGUUUCCGUCGUGGCGGUGUUUGUCGUCGCCGUCGUCGUUGCCGUCGCUGUCACGCUCUGCGUCACCGUUGAUGUGGCCGAGGAAGUUCCACCUUCGCUCGCACUCCCGUCACAGGGCACUUCACCAGCCACAAAGGUAUAG
Molecule: messenger RNA, 2271 nt
Organism: Colletotrichum karsti
Lineage: Eukaryota; Fungi; Ascomycota; Sordariomycetes; Glomerellales; Glomerellaceae
Exons: 6
Coding region: 1-2271 (756 amino acids)
Biological process (GO): DNA-templated transcription; positive regulation of transcription by RNA polymerase II
Cellular component (GO): nucleus
Molecular function (GO): zinc ion binding; sequence-specific DNA binding; DNA-binding transcription factor activity, RNA polymerase II-specific
Source: RefSeq, a predicted model, not a curated record